This is a messenger RNA of Anoplopoma fimbria (sablefish), 2693 nucleotides long. It is a transcript of the gene atp6v1b2a, whose product is annotated as ATPase, H+ transporting, lysosomal, V1 subunit B, member a. Lineage: Eukaryota; Metazoa; Chordata; Actinopteri; Perciformes; Anoplopomatidae. The transcript is spliced from 14 exons. Gene Ontology annotation, cellular component: proton-transporting V-type ATPase, V1 domain. Gene Ontology annotation, biological process: proton transmembrane transport; ATP metabolic process. The record is from RefSeq and is a predicted model, not a curated record. Bases 122 to 1633 code for a protein of 503 amino acids. Gene Ontology annotation, molecular function: ATP binding; proton-transporting ATPase activity, rotational mechanism.
ACAUCCGGGUUCCCCAGUGUCACAUGACCAGCGCUCUGCUGUCACUUAUGCUGUUCGGAACCAGCUAGAAAAGCACACAGACCAACAUCAGCUUUUCAGGUUUCCUGUUCUUAGUCAGACGAUGGCAACAUUGGUGGCAAACAGGCAGAUGGACAUCAACGGCAUGGCAGCAGCUGCGAGGACACACACCCAGGCUGUGACCAGAAACUACAUCUCUCAACCGAGGCUGACCUACUCUACUGUGUCGGGUGUAAAUGGGCCCCUGGUGAUCCUGGAUAAUGUGAAGUUCCCCAGAUACGCUGAGAUUGUUCACCUGACCCUGCCGGAUGGCACCAAGAGGAGUGGGCAAGUCCUGGAGGUGAUUGGAAGCAAGGCAGUUGUCCAGGUGUUUGAGGGAACAUCCGGCAUCGAUGCCAAGAAGACGGCGUGCGAGUUCACUGGUGAUAUUCUUCGUACCCCAGUGUCAGAGGACAUGCUUGGGCGGGUGUUCAAUGGCUCAGGCAAACCCAUCGACCGUGGGCCCAAUGUUCUGGCUGAGGACUACCUGGACAUCAUGGGUCAGCCCAUCAAUCCUCAGUGUCGUAUCUACCCCGAGGAGAUGAUCCAGACUGGCAUCUCAGCCAUCGAUGGCAUGAACAGCAUUGCCAGAGGACAGAAGAUCCCAAUUUUUUCUGCUGCUGGGCUGCCCCACAACGAGAUUGCUGCCCAGAUCUGUCGCCAGGCCGGCCUGGUGCAGAAGUCCAAGGAUGUGAUGGACUACAGUGAUGAUAACUUUGCCAUUGUCUUUGCAGCCAUGGGGGUCAACAUGGAAACUGCCCGCUUCUUCAAGUCUGAUUUCGAGGAGAAUGGCUCCAUGGAUAACGUCUGCCUUUUCCUCAACCUGGCCAAUGACCCCACCAUCGAGCGUAUCAUCACCCCCCGCCUGGCGCUGACGUCAGCAGAGUACCUGGCCUAUCAGUGUGAGAAGCACGUCCUGGUCAUCCUGACUGACAUGAGCUCCUACGCUGAGGCUCUGAGAGAGGUCUCUGCUGCCCGAGAGGAAGUGCCCGGACGUAGAGGCUUCCCUGGCUACAUGUACACCGAUCUGGCUACCAUCUACGAACGUGCUGGCCGGGUUGAGGGCAGAAAUGGCUCCAUCACCCAGAUCCCUAUUCUCACCAUGCCCAAUGAUGACAUCACCCAUCCAAUUCCUGAUCUGACUGGAUACAUCACAGAGGGUCAGGUCUACGUUGAAAGACAGCUGCACAACAGACAGAUCUACCCACCAAUCAAUGUGUUGCCCUCACUGUCCCGUCUGAUGAAGUCAGCCAUCGGUGAGGGGAUGACCAGGAAGGACCAUGCUGACGUUUCAAACCAGCUGUAUGCCUGCUAUGCCAUUGGUAAGGACGUCCAGGCUAUGAAGGCUGUGGUGGGAGAAGAGGCCCUCACCUCUGACGAUCUGCUCUACCUUGAGUUCCUACAGAAGUUUGAGAAGAAUUUCAUUGCUCAGGGCCCGUACGACAACAGGACGGUGUAUGAAACCCUGGACAUCGGCUGGCAGCUGCUGCGAAUCUUCCCCAAGGAGAUGCUGAAGAGGAUUCCUCAGAGCACCCUGGCUGAAUUUUACCCCAGGGAGUCUGCCGCUCGUCACUGAGGCACACAAAGGGAUGCCCUGAUUCUCGUCCCAUUCACCCUUUCACCCACCAUCCUCUUCUCCCUUUAUUCCUUUCUUUCAUCCCUCUCUACGGCCCUGCAGAACGGGGGGCUCAGAGAUGAGAUGUUGUCGAGCCUUCAGCCAUCCCAAACAUUUGCUACCUUCUUCUCCACUGUUCUUAUUACCCCACUUCCCUUCCCUGACUGAGAACAGGCUAUCUCCCCCUGCUGUAGAUGUACUGUAGUGUUGAUUUGUCCAGAAGUGUACGGUAAGUGUUUGUGGUUGUAAUGUGAACCCCCCUUGUUAGCAUAAAAAAUGAACAUAUCCUAAAAAGUAUAGAUGAGUCUUUAUUUAUUGGGGUGAGUUACUCCUGGAACCCCCCCCUUCUUUUUUCUUUUUUUCUUUAUUAAUAAAAACUAUGUAAUAUCCAUCUCCCGCUAAAAACAAGAGGUUUCCAACUGAAGAAAGAUGUGUGUCUAUAAGAGGGUCAGAUACAGCUCGGGCUCAAUCAGGUGAAGCUCAUAAAGUUUGGUUUCUUUUCAGACUGUCCGAGAUGCUGAUUCAACUUGUCAUUCUCUAAACUAAAAGGCCCAACAUAUGCUGAAAAACACAAGUUUACAGCUUCCCAAACUGAACCCCAUGAACAUCACUGUAUUGAUAUCAACCCGAUGGUAAUUUUUAUAGUCUAGUACUUCUCUGAUUUUGUCUACGCUCUUUGUAAUGUUGCUUCAAGUUGGCUAUUGCUCCAGUACUCUCAUGUCUCCGUUCUCAGUAGGCUGAGAAAGCAUCUUUAGUGACCAGACACAGCUCCCAGUACUUUGACUCUUUCUUCCCUCUCGCUUUGUCUCCCUACUCUGGAAAGAACACUGAGGAUGUUUACAUUAUUUCUGUUGUGUUGUUUUCAUUUGUGUUUUGCAAAAAGACGAGUAUAUAAGAUUAUAUCAAACAUUCCCAUCUGUCUGCAGAAACUAAUUUUUUGUCGUGCAACAAUAAUGGUUUUGUGAGGUUAUGUGACCAUGAAUAAAUUAAAUUAUACAAGUAUGCUGUCACAUGUCUAUCC